This is a messenger RNA of Ceratitis capitata (Mediterranean fruit fly), 2538 nucleotides long. RefSeq names its product TAF5-like RNA polymerase II p300/CBP-associated factor-associated factor 65 kDa subunit 5L (gene wda). The transcript has 8 exons. The record is from RefSeq and is a predicted model, not a curated record. Gene Ontology annotation, molecular function: protein binding; RNA polymerase II general transcription initiation factor activity. Bases 108 to 2324 code for a protein of 738 amino acids. Lineage: Eukaryota; Metazoa; Arthropoda; Insecta; Diptera; Tephritidae.
GUUAAAAUUGUCGAAAUACUUCAUAUCAUUUAGUUUAUGAUUUUAUCCUGUUAUUUUCUCGGCAUGUUUGCUUUCAUUGAACGACCCUUUUCGCUACAACUGGUGUAAUGCCUGAAAUGGGUGAAAAAAGUAGUGGAAAUAAAGUGAAAAAAUCGAAAAAUGAUUUAUUUCGUUCAUCAUUGGGUUACUACUUGAAGAAGAAAAGCUUUGUGGGUAAUGAAAAGUUUCGUAAGUCGGACUUUCUACUCCUGCAAAACAAACGACAAUUUAUGGUGCAAAAGAUGUUGGAUCUAGACUUGCAAAGCGGAAACUCAUUCGGCUUCUCCAAUGUACUCUGCAUCACGAAUAAUCACCACAUUGUUGACCAGCAGUUCGGCCGUUUCUCACAGUUUGUUGAGUCACAAAGCGAUUUCAUACGUUUGGAGUUGCGUCGUCUGUAUGCACCAAUGCUUUGUCAUCUCUAUGUAGAACUGAUGAAAGCGCGCGAACAAAAAGCUGCCCUUGAAUUGUUAAAAAAGUAUUCACAACUAGUAUCGCCCGUAGAAACAUAUGAAGCUCCUUUACCAACAAAAAUAAAUGGCUGCUCAGUGGCUAAUGACACACAUGCCGAUCAACCACACGCUACAACACCUCACACCAGCAUACGUUUUGCCACUCUAACAAAUGAUACAUCCGCAGACCCAGAACUUCUAUAUUUUACAAAACUUAUACAGACACUUUCCGCAUGCACAAAACUGGAGACAGCCGAAAGUGAUCCAGAUAUUGUUCAAUUUCGUUCGUCCAAAUAUGAAAUACAUACUACUGAAGCAGUUGUGGAGAAGUUACGCACAUAUUUGGAAAAGCGUGGGCAUGUGCUAAUACUCAAUCUCUUGUACUCAUGGAUACAUUUGCAUGUUGUUGACAAUGAAGUGCAAAAAUGGAGCGAAGAAGAUAUCCUCUUGGGUUUCGAGUCGCCUGAAGAUGACGAAGAAAAUAAAGAUGAGUUUACAGAAUUGAAACCAAAAGUCAGUGUGCAACCUGACCGCUCGAGUACAAAGCGUGCAGCCAAAGAACCACCUGAAGAGCUUAUGAUAAAGUCUGAAAAAUCGGAAGACAAUUUGGAUGAAAUAAGAAACUUGCGUAUACAACAAGUGGCGGACAGCUUACAAAAUUUACGAACCUGCAGGGAACAAAUUCUAAAAAGUCAUACACAACAUCCUUAUAUUAUAAAGCUCACAGACCGCAGCAGAGGCCUUUCCUGUGCCGAUGUCGAUUCCGAUGAAUGCCAUCUUGUGGCUGGUUUUAACAAUUCAAUUGUACAAUUGUGGCAGCUAAAUCAACAAACUUUUCGCGGCAAAAAUUUAUAUGCGCGCUGUGCAGACACAAUUUGUCGGUGGGAGAUAAAUAAUUAUGGUGCCAUGGAAAACGAGACUGAGGAUCAAAUUGAAUUUGAUGUAAGGGAACAUGAAAAAAAUUGCAAUGGCAAUAAUAGACGGAAAAAAAAAUUCGAAGCUGGCAAAUACGGAAGUAAUUCAUUUAAUGAAUAUGGUGGCAUUGAGUUGCGUGGUCAUGGUGCUGGUGUUACAGACGUACGCUUCUCUAAACAUUACCCGCUCGUUUAUAGUACAUCUAAAGAUAGCACCAUUCGUAGUUGGCGUGCGGAAAGCUAUAGCUGUGCGUAUAUCUACCGCGGGCAUCGCUACCCAGUUUGGUGUCUGGACGAGAGUCCGGUGGGUAUGUAUAUUGCCACCGGAUCUAAGGAUCUCACAGCACGCUUGUGGUCACUAGAACGAGAUUUUCCAUUAAUAACUUUUGCUGGUCACACGCAAGAUGUAGAGUGUAUUGCCUUCCAUCCAAAUGGAAAUUAUAUGGCUACCGGAUCAGCUGAUCUUUCCGUGCGCUUAUGGUGCGUUACAAGCGGUAAGCUGAUGCGUGUCUUCUCGGAAUGCAAACAGCCCGUAACAAACAUUGCAUUCAGUCCGGAUGGCAAGAUGUUGGCAGCUGGUGGUGAGGAGUCUAAAAUUCGAAUUUUUGAUUUGGCCGCUGGCGCACAAAUGAAUGAACUGAAAGACCACACAGCUGCCGUAAGCAAUUUGGCAUGGAGUAAAGGUGGUCGACAUUUGGCAUCGGCGUGUCGCGAUGGUAGUCUACGUGUUUGGGAUGUAAAGAAGUUAUCACCCAUUAACGACACCAGUGGUAAUAGCAGCAUGGGAAACUCCUCAUCUUCCUCCUCCUCCUCAUCGACUACCUUGAAUAAAGUAAUGGCGCUAAGUAGCAAUUGUCAGCGUUUAGUGAAAGUGGCAUUUAGCCGGCAGGAUGAAGUCGUUUGUGCUAUUGGCUGUUAAUUGUUUAUUAUUAUUUAGAAUUUAUACAAUGUAACGGUUAGACGUUUAGGAAUUACUAAUGCAAGAACAAAAAAAUAUAUUUAGAUACGCUAGAAAUUAAGAUGGAGAAGUGCUUGAACUUAAGCUUCUCAAUAUAAUUAGAGCAUGUUUAGUUUAUAUCAAAAUACUAAAUUAUUAAGAUCUGACUAAAAUAAAAGAAAUCUAAAUAAAUCAA